UAGAGGAGAAAUGUUCUAGCAGACGACAAAAGGGCCAUUCCACGAGUGAAUGAGUGAUUGUCGCUGAUGUCCUUAGUCUCCUUACUAGUAGUAGCGAUUAUAGUUUGUGAUUAAGAAAAAGAAAGGUGAAUCGGCAUGUCGGAAGUUUUUUUUAUCUAGUGGCAUGUCGGAAGGUUUUUCUAUCUAAAAAUUCCUCUUGCAACACUACAGUUAAACCUUAUUUCCGACGAAGUGUUAUAACGAAAAUAAUUGACAUCCAUUAUGGAUAGCAAUGCCUGCAGUAAUUUCACUGUUCAAACUUUGUCCAAACGAGACGGUAAAGAUCAAGAUCCGGAUUACAACGAGGCUGCUGCUCCAGAUAGGAAACGAUUAAAGCAUUUGGAAGAAAAUGCAAAAACACAAUUAGGAGAACGUGUGAAACAUAUAUUGACAAAUCAUUUUGAAUCAGAAGGGAGCAGACAACAUGCUGAAAUUGUAGAAAUUGACAAAUCUAUUUCUAGAGUGCAACAAAAGUUGCAAAUAUUAAGGUACAUUGCCAAUCGGUCAUUUUUCUCCCCAAAAACUUUGCAAAUUAGUGGCACAUCUUUGACAUCUCAGAGUACUAUUCACCCAACCUUGAAAAAUAUGCUUGGUAAAAGACCAACCAAAACAUUGUUUGAAUGUUCAAAUAUUCCUCCAUCAGUUGAACCAGCUGAAGAACUAACAAGAACUCAGGGGAAUCUUCCCACUAGUGAAAGCAUUAAAGUUCCCAGAUACAUUCCUCCAAAACUUCCUGAAAGAAUUGUUGCAACUCCAGUUCGUGGGGAGCUUCACUGUAUGAAGAAAAAACUCAUCAUAGGAAAUAUAUCCAGAUGGAUUCCCGUUUCUGAAAGAGACGACACGGCAAGCCAUAAAUGGAUGGUUUAUGUCCGAGGUCCUAAGGAAGAACCAAAUGUAUCAUCUUUUAUAAGCCAAGUCAUUUUUUUCCUUCAUCCUAGUUAUGCACCGCAUGAUACGAUACAUGUACUGUCACAUCCGUUUCAUGUAACGCGACGUGGAUGGGGUGAAUUCCCUCUGCGUAUACAAGUGCAUUUCCAGAAUCCGCUUUGCAAGCCAGUAAAUAUUAUUCACAAUCUCAAACUUGAUCGGAGUUACACUGGACUACAAACAUUAGGAGCCGAAACAAUUGUGGAUGUAAUGAUUUUUGAUUCGAAAAUUGAUCGUUCGUCUUUCUCAGCCAUAGUUGAAGAUACCUCUAACGACGACAAAAAAAUAGAAAAGUCCGCAUCGAAAUCGGAAACCCUUGAAAACGAAGAAUGGGUUAAUGUCCGGACAUACGAUCCAAACAAGCCCUUCGGUAGUCCUCCUCAGUAUUCAGAUGCGGCUAAUGCCGACACGCCCCGAUAUAGUCAGCCAUCUGAAAUCAGUACCCGUAGCACCGAAUGUGACAACAAAGAAAUUGGCUGCCCGUUAGUGAAGAGCAAUGGUUUUUUGAAAGUUGACGCAUUAACCGACAUGCCGAACAAACCUCCACAAAAGGAAAUAGCUCAAGCAUGGGAUUACAACAUUGUUGAUCGAGAGCACGAUUACUUUAUAACUGGAAAUGAAACACGUAGAGAAAAUGAAACCACAACAAUUGACAGUAGUUCAUUGGUGUUACCAAAGCCGGAAAGAAACGCUGAGGAAUUCAGCAAACAAUUUCCUAGUUUAGCAUCAACUUCUUGUUUAGCAACGCAAACGGACAAAUUUUCAGUAUCACUUGAUGCUGCGGUUAAACCUGUUUUGGUUCGUUGUUUAAACAAAAAUGGAAAAACUUUCAAACUCCCAUUGGCCCUACUUCGAAAUGCUUUUGUUUUACAACCGUAUCGUCUCGCUAAAGCUGGGGAGUCUUUACUGCGAUCUUCCAAUUCCUCAAUAACUACCGACUUGCCUGCUGAUAUUGUUCAACCAGUCCUUGGAAAAGUUGUCUCUGCGACACCAAGAUCUCAAAUAAUCACAAAAUUUGAUCCAAGUCGGAGAGACAGAAUUGGCCUCGAAGCGAAAUUCAACAAUGAAAGAAAGAGUUGUGAUGCGUUUUUUGACCAAAUUUGCACGUCAACGUGGAGCAGCGUUAGAGAUUGUCUUCGUGUCUUGGCUCGAAAUCUUAGCUUGAUCAGUCCUAAGGCUGAAGAUCCUGUUUAUCGUUCUCUGCACCCUUAUACAUCGCCAUCAUUAGAAAUCUUCGUUUCUUGGAAUGUCGGGAAACGAAGAAGUGCUGAAUGGACGCGGGCCAAACUUAUACGUCGAACACUAUUAAAAUGCAGCUUUGCAAGUGGUGAAAAUACUUGGACCACGAAGGUCAUAAUGAACUGGUGCAGAAGACAAGGGUAUUCUCCCAUGUGUUGCUGGUCACAGACUUCAAGCAAUUCCACCAAAUGCCAAUCUCUUGUCUACCCAGCAUUGUCACCCCAUGAGGUCGUCACUCUCACCAAGACUCAAUUCGACAAUUCACAAUUGUCGUCCGAAGAUGAAGUAACUGUCGAAGUAGAAUCUUUGAUAGAGCUUGAUGAUGCUUCUUCCUCUACAACGCAGUUCCCCAAAGCUUCGUUUUCGUUAAAUGAUCCUGAUCCGCGUUUGACAUCAUGGAUUGUAGAUUCCAUUGAAAAACAUGGAUUUAAACUGGGAUCCGAUUUGUGCGAAGAUUUUCUCAUUCCGUUGUCGCGUGUGCUAUUGUCUCAUAUUUGGAGAGGAAUGGCCGAAGAUUUACUACGACGAUCUCUAAGUCAAUCUUGGCAACGAACUAGGGGUGCCGUACCAGAUGAGAUAUCAUUGAUUGAUACCUAUACCGCAAUCAGUCACCGUCCGCAAUUUGAUAUCCUAACUAACGUUGGUUUGGCGACGGUGGACUCCAACGAUCAUGAGCCAAACCUGGUGACGUAGUUUCAACUGUGCACAUUUGCUCCUUUACUCAAUGUGAAAAUAAAGCAAAGAAAAUUAAAUUUUCUACUCAA
Daphnia magna is the source of this 2969-nucleotide messenger RNA. Its product is annotated as YEATS domain-containing protein 2. Bases 262 to 2898 code for a protein of 878 amino acids. Gene Ontology annotation, biological process: chromatin remodeling; regulation of transcription by RNA polymerase II. Gene Ontology annotation, cellular component: NuA4 histone acetyltransferase complex. NCBI's taxonomy places the organism in Eukaryota, Metazoa, Arthropoda, Branchiopoda, Diplostraca, Daphniidae. Gene Ontology annotation, molecular function: histone binding. The record is from RefSeq and is a predicted model, not a curated record. The transcript is spliced from 6 exons.